Nerophis ophidion (straightnose pipefish) is the source of this 1942-nucleotide messenger RNA. RefSeq names its product oocyte zinc finger protein XlCOF22-like. Gene Ontology annotation, cellular component: nucleus. The record is from RefSeq and is a predicted model, not a curated record. Bases 321 to 770 code for a protein of 149 amino acids. Gene Ontology annotation, biological process: regulation of transcription by RNA polymerase II. Gene Ontology annotation, molecular function: DNA-binding transcription factor activity, RNA polymerase II-specific; RNA polymerase II cis-regulatory region sequence-specific DNA binding. NCBI's taxonomy places the organism in Eukaryota, Metazoa, Chordata, Actinopteri, Syngnathiformes, Syngnathidae. The transcript has 4 exons.
AGAAGGAGAAGACGAAGACUGAGCGUGAACAAAACAAGACGAGAAAAAGCAAAAUGGCGUUUGAUAGCAAAUACGUUAUAGUGGUUAAUAUAGUGCUGUUUUCUUAAACAGUGCGUACAUGUACACAUACAUGCGGUUUAAUACAGUAGACAUCGUUUAUAACUCUGUGUGUAUCCGGAUACAUUAGUCUGAGCGCACGUUGCUGCUUACUGUGCUAACUUAGCUUAGCGUGUUAGCUGCCAACAAACAGACCAACUAGUGAUCAACACAUCGCCAAGCAGAGAUCAAGUGUGGGUGGAAAGUGUUGUGAUUGUGUGAAAAUGUGCGAAAGAACGAUAGCAGAGUACGAGGAGGAACUUUGUCCAACAAAAGAGGAGGAGGAGCGACAACAUCAACUACUGGUCGCUGUUUUCAAGAAACAUCAAGUUGUGUUACACAGAACAGACAUCCAGCAGACCCCCUACAUUAAAGAGGAAGAGGAGGAGCCACAGCCCCCCCACAUUAAAGAGGAAGAUGAGGAAGUGUGGAUCACUCAGAAGGGAGAGUGUCUUCCAGCGCAGGAGGAGGCUGAUCUCUCCAAGUUUCCACUGACUGUUGUCUCUGUGAAGACUGAAGACCAUGAAGACAAACCACCUGAGUUCCCACACCUUCAUCACAGUCCAAAGAUGCAGCAGACAAGCCGACAGCGGGCUGAGAGAAGCGGCCCUGACCACGAUGGAGGCCAGGAGGCGGGGCAUGCGGCGGAGAGGAGAGCCGUGACACAUGCGUAGCGGCACAAGAGCGGCAAUUUGAGUCAGACAUGUGUGAAGAACAUCUCCAUACACAGCAAGAGUCGAGCAUAAGAAUGGUAAAAGAGGAGCCACAGCCCUCCCAAAUUAAAAAGGAAGAUGACGCGUCACAGAUCUUUCACUUCAAUAAGGAAAAGGAGGAACACAGCAUCAGUCAGGAGGGAGAGCAGCUUGAAUGUUUGGAGGAAUUCCCUGUGAUUGGUGUGAUUGUAAAGAGUGAAGAUGAUGAGGUCAAAGGUGAAAGUGAGGAGAAGAGAGAGGCGCAGCCUCCAAGCAGCAGUUCAACUCAACACAUGAAGAUAGAAGCUGAUGGAGAACACUGUGGAGGAUCACAAGCAGACAAGCUCUUAGCUCCACUAUUAGAUAGUGACGACACAACUUCUCACUCUCCUGACACUGAUGAUGAAGACUCUGAAGAUGAUAAGACAUGUCACACUGACAACACACAUGUUACAUGUUCUCACUGUGACAAAACCUUUAAAUAUCCUGAUCUGAAAAAGCACGUGAAAACACACCCUGGAGAAAACCCCUUUUCCUGCUCAGUCUGUGAUAAUGGUGUUUUACAACAAAAUGUGUUGAAAGACCACAUGAGAAGACACACCGGAGAAAACCCUUGUUCCUGUUCAAUCUGUGGAAAAGGUUUUGUAACAAGUCAAAAUUUAAAAGUACACAUGAGAACACACACCGGAGAAAAGCCUUUUACAUGUUCAAUCUGUAGUAAAGGUUUUGUUCAAAGUCAAUAUUUGAAAGUACACAUGAGAAUACAUACUGGAGAAAAACCUUUUACAUGCUCAAUCUGUAGUAAAGGUUUUGGAGGAAGCCAUUAUUUGAAGGCACACAUGAGGAUACACACUGGCGAAAAACCUUUUUCUUGUUCAGUCUGUGGUAAAGGUUUUGCAAUAAGUCAAAAUUUGAAAGUACACAUGAGAACACACACUGGUGAAAAACCCUAUUUAUGUUCAAGCUGCAACAAAAGCUUUUGUCACCAGACAGCACUUGUAAGACACAUGAGAAUACACACAGGUGAGAAAGUGUUGAGUUGCAGUGUUUGUGGUGAAAGAUUCUCGUAUAAGUACCAGUGUAAGAAACACAAGUGUGCUGGUGAGAACAGCUGCCGAAAAUGAAGAUGCAGGAUUUGAAAUAAACUGUCAAAA